AUGCUCUUCCCUGUGGGUUUAUAGGAAGAGUUAGCUCAAUCACAACAACUGGUAAUUAAUUAUGAUAAAAAAUCGAAAGGAUUCAAAAUUAGUGGUAUUGCAGUAGCCCCAUCCUCUCUUUUUGAAUUACAUUUAUAUUGGAUUGCUAUUAUUGAUCCUAGAAUUGUAGUUAUCACAUUCGAAACAUGGGAGGUUUAAUAAUUAAAAACUGGUUCAGGUGAAAGGGAAGUAUAAUACAAAAUUGACCAUAAUUUAGAAGAUACAACAAAUGGUAUAGUAUCACUAAUUGGCAUCAAACAUUCUGCUUAUAGUUCUACCAUUGAAAUAGAUGUAAAUUUUUUAUAUGUUUUUGGGAAACUACUAACUUAUUUCUCUUAUAGCACUUAGAGGGUAUGAUAUAAACAAUGUUGCCAAUAUUAGAUUAAAAUAUACAAUGUUGCAUUGA
Messenger RNA from Paramecium pentaurelia, 445 nucleotides. NCBI's taxonomy places the organism in Eukaryota, Ciliophora, Oligohymenophorea, Peniculida, Parameciidae. The record is from the annotation of a GenBank genome assembly.